AUGUCCUGGGCUCACCUGGCCAUUCCCUGGUCCACUCCUCAGGCCUCCAAGUGUGUGGCUCAGGCCGGAGACUUGGAGACAAUGGAGGGGGCUGCAAGUGGCAGGAGGCCUGACCAGGAGCAGCAGAGGAGACAAGGCAUCUCCCACAGGAGAGAUGGAAGGAUUUCCUCCAAGGAGAAUCUGGCUUUCAAAGGGAAGGGAGGAAAUCGAUAUCCUUCAGAAAGACAGAGAGAAAAAGGAAGCGUGGAAACCCGAGAGGGCUCUCAGAGCGGAGGAGUGGUCACCAGGCAAAAGCAGGGGAGAAGCCCAGAUGGCUCACCUGACAGCUGGCACAAAAGAAAAGGAAACGGAGAAAUGAAGGUGAGGGGACGACCAUCCCCAGCCCACGAGAUAGCUAAGGACAAGCCUGACUCCUCCAGAGCAGGACUUCACCGCAGACCAGGGUCUGCCCACAUUCCGCGGCGUCGCCAGGACAGGACGACCCGGUUCCGAUCGCCACUGUGGGCCAGGGGCGGGCGACGCUGCCAGUCGGUCCCCGAGACCCAGCCCUCCUCCCCCAAGCGCCGCCGCUGCCACCUGUCGGCCGAAGCCCGCGCGCCCCUGGCGGCGCUCACGUCCAGGCUCUGCAACCAAGUGGGCGCCCUGGAGGUGGGCCUGGGCGAGCUUUUACUACAAGGAGCAAUAAACCUUAUUUAUGAGAAUCACGAAGACAAGUGCAAAACAGGAAGGGGCUAA
This is a messenger RNA of Vicugna pacos (alpaca), 735 nucleotides long. NCBI's taxonomy places the organism in Eukaryota, Metazoa, Chordata, Mammalia, Artiodactyla, Camelidae. The record is from RefSeq and is a predicted model, not a curated record.